Molecule: messenger RNA, 2193 nt
Organism: Cuscuta campestris
Lineage: Eukaryota; Viridiplantae; Streptophyta; Magnoliopsida; Solanales; Convolvulaceae
Source: the annotation of a GenBank genome assembly
UUGUAUUUAUGGUAGUUUACAUGUAUAAGUUCCCUUCCAUAAUUAGGAAUCUUCUGUAACUAUUUAUACGAGGCUUCGCCCUCCUUUAUUUCUUAAUAGAAAAUAACAAUUCUUCAUGGUAUCAGAGCCUCUCGUUGCUCUCCGUCUCUCGUCCGACCUAGCGCAGGCUCAACCCUAGCCGCGCCGUCGCCGUCUCUCUCUCUAGGCCGAGAAGCCGCCGCAGCCGUCUCUCCCUCCUCCAUCGGCAGUGCCUAGCCACUGUCUCUUUCCGGCGAUCUUCCUCCCCACGGAGAGCAACCACCCUUUGGUCACCAUGUCCGAGAAGCCUUCCGUCACUGCCUCAACGUCAUCUUCUCCAACUCCGCACUUGGCGUUCAUGACGAUCUCGAACGUGAAGCUCUAUGUGUCGAUUCUCCUAAGCUUCACCGAGCCCAACUACAAAAAGUGGAGCCGGCUCUUCCUUCUUCUUAUUCGAAGGUUCUCUUUGGGUGAUUUCCUCACCGGCAUGGCGUCUCCUUCCAGCGCCGACGACUCGGAAUGGUUCCAACUUGACGCCCUCAUACAAGGUUGGAUCCUCUCCACGGUAAAUGAUGAAAUUUGCGAUCUUGUUCUGUCUACAACCAACUCCGCUUCCGAGCUUUGGAAAGCCACCUAUAACAUCUUCCACGACAACAAGCCGGCCCGGGCGAUGCAACUUGAACACCAAUUCCGCACCACCACGAAGGGUUCUCUCUCUAUUGCCGCUUAUUGUCAAACCCUACGGAAUCUUGCGGAUUGGUUGGAUGAUGUAGAUGCCACUGUUUCCGAACAACAACAUGUUCUCCAAGUCUUGCGUGGCCUCCCGGAUGAUCUUCGAGGACAAACGUCGUUCCUUCAAUACCAAAUGCCGCCCCCGACCUUAUUCCAAACCCGGUCGGCCCUCCUCUUAAUUGAACAACAACGGGCUGAACUGGGCGUCGAAAGCAACACGGGGGAUGGCGGCACGGCGUUAUACGCCGGCAUUGGAGGCUCACGGCGACAGGGCAGCGCUGGUGGCGGGCAGUCAGAAUCCAGCGGCGAGGGAGGCUUCAAGCAGCAGCAGCAGUAUUCCCAGCACCGUGGCGGUUCAUCUCGGGGUCGUGGUCGCGGCCGUAGCUCCGGAUCAAAUGCACGAAACACCCUAGGGCAGCCCUCCGGACAGUUCACCUACCCAAACCCUAACCCGGGCCUUCUAGGCCCACGGUCAAACCCCUACCCGCACCCCCAACACCCACAAGCCUAUUUUUCUACCCCUCACCCACCCCACAGCCUUACCCCCCCUACCCCAGCCCCUACCCGACAGCCCCCUCUCCUUCCUACNCCCUCACCCAUAAGCCAUCUCACCGGUGUCCCCACCCCCACUGCCCUAGCCCACAAUUUCGACACCCUCAGCCUCCGUGAUCCAAAUUGGUAUAUGGACACCGACGUCACUCACCACAUUGCCUCGGACCCAGGCCAGUUGACACCAAAGCAAAGCUGUCAGCCACUUCCGGACCCCUCCAUAUACAGAUCCAUCGUCGGCGCCUUACAAUAUCUUACUUUCACUCGGCCUAACCUUACAUAUGCAGUCCAGCAGCUCUGCCUACAUCUUCAUGCCCCCCGCAGCACCCAUCUCACAGCUAUGAAGAGGGUCCUACGCUACAUUCAUGGCACUGCUACUCAUAGCAUCACACUUCACCGUACGGGCACAGAUUCCUUGCAGGCCUACUCCGAUGCUGAUUGGGCUGGAUGCCCCGACACUCGUCGCUCCACCUCGGGGUAUUGUGUCUUCCUUGGAGACAACCUCAUCUCAUGGUCCUCCAAGCGCCAGGUCACCACCUCCCGCUCCAGUGAUGAGGCCGAGUAUCGUGCCGUGGCAAACACCGUAGCUGAGGCUAGCUGGGUCCGAAAUCUUCUCCUUGAGCUUAUACAACCUCUACGGCGUGCCACUUUGGUCUUUUGCGAUAACGUUCUCUUCCGUAAUUAGGAAUCUUCUGUAACUAUUUAUACGAGGCUUCGCCAUCCGUUAUUUCUUAAUAGAAAAUAACAAUUCUUCAGUCAUUACCACAUUGCUGUCACGAUCACCACCACCCUAGUCAAUGACGGUGGUGGAAGAAUUUGGUGGACACCCCUAAUAUAAUCAUUUAUAUUUGAUAAUUCUAAGGGAACAAUUAUUAAUAUAUGUUUCAUAUUGCU